This is a messenger RNA of Salarias fasciatus (jewelled blenny), 1570 nucleotides long. RefSeq names its product family with sequence similarity 43 member A (gene fam43a). The record is from RefSeq and is a predicted model, not a curated record. The coding region runs from base 69 to 1139 and encodes 356 amino acids. The transcript has 2 exons. NCBI's taxonomy places the organism in Eukaryota, Metazoa, Chordata, Actinopteri, Blenniiformes, Blenniidae.
CGCUGCACUACGAUGAGUUGAUGCUACUGGAAUCACAAUGGACAAGCGCACAUUAGAGGAUAGCAUGAAUGCUGCUGUUAACUGGAAACAGUAAUAAAAUGCUGCCCUGGAAGAAGAAUAAGUUCGACUUGAUAGAGGAAGACAAGCAGUCCAAACAGAAGGGAUAUGCGGUGAGUCUCAACUACUCCGUGCUCACCUCCUUCGCCAAAUCCUGCCCAGAGAGCGCACUCAACAGGGUGGGCAGCAUGUUCAAGUCCAAGAGGAAAAAGGUGAAGAUCACCAGCGAGGAUCCCACCUACACGGUGCUGUACCUGGGCAACGCCACCACGAUCCAGUCGAAAGGAGACGGCUGCACGGACGUGGCUGUCAGCAAAAUCUGGGGCAAGAGUGAGAUGGGCAAGAACGGCACAAAGAUGAGACUGACCAUCAGCUCGCAGGGCAUCCGGAUGGUGCAUGUGGACGACAAGGCCAGGAGGCCGGGACACUUGUACUUGCUUCACCGGAUAACCUACUGCGUGGCAGACCCGCGGCUGCCCAGGAUCUUUGCGUGGAUUUACAGGCACGAGAUGAAGCACAAGGCUGUGAUGCUGCGCUGCCACGCGGUGCUCGUGUCCAAGCCGGAGAAGGCGAAAGCCAUGGCGCUGCUCCUGUACCAGACAUCAGCCACAGCCCUGGCCGAGUUCAAGAGACUCAAGCGCAGGGACGAUGCCCGGCACCAGCAGCAGCAGCUCAUAGGGGAGCAAACCAUCCCGCUGGUGCCUCUCAGGAAGCUGCUGAACGGACAGUGCUACUACAAACCCCCGGUGGAGCGCAGCCGGAGCGCGCCCAAGCUGGGCUCCAUCACGGAAGACCUGGUCGGGGAGGAGGAGGAGGAGAAAGCGAUGCACUUUGAGUGUGAGGACAUUCUGGACACGGAGCACGACUGUGUCACCAACGGGAAACAGGAGUUGACUCAAAUUAUUAAUGACUUGGGGGAGAUGAGCAUCGGGAACGACGUACAGACACUGAAAGCGGACCUCAGGGUCACCAGACUGCUGUCUGGAGAGAGCACUGGCAGUGAGUCCUCCAUAGAGAGCAACCAGGAGCCCACUCCGCUCACUAAUGGGAUAGGAGAGGUAAAAGUGCACGAAAUUGCCUGAAUUAGUUUUAACACACCCAAAUUGUUUCAGUGCAUUUUAUAUGUCUGUUUGUAUUUUUUUUUUAAUGAGCCAAGACACCUCCACCAGAAUUAUUCCGUUUGUGUCCAACUUUAUGUCGGAGUGUCUGUUUUGUGCCUCUACGCCUAUUUGAGAGGAUCCACAGGUCCUGGGACGCUACUGCACAUAAACACACAAUUGUUGAUCUUGUGUGAACACUGAAAAAUAGUAGUGGAAACUUCUGCAUGCCCAUUUGAGACAUGACUGGUUGAGCAUACACAAUCCCAGUGCGCCUUAGGAGGCAGGACACUAAUUCCAUCUUCUGUUUAAGAGGAUUUGUUGUAGCAUCAUUCUCGUUUACCUUAGACGUUCUUGUCACUUGAACACUGCAUCUUCAUUUGUAGAUUGAUUUAGAUAAAAAGAAAGAACAACAA